CUAAAAUUUUAAUCUCAUUUUCUCCUUUAGAUUAAACUUGAUGCACCCCGUAUAAAUAUACGACACUUGGAAACUGAUUACAAUAUUGAUAACUAAUGAUAUUGUUGACUGACUGUGUAAGGCAAACUCUAAGGGAAAUAAUGUGGUUAACUGUAUGUACCCAGGAAGUGGGUUGUUUUUUAAAGUCUCUGCUCCCCCUCUCCCCCCGCCUUUUUUUUCUCAAGUACUGAAAUUAAGCAGCAACUAUCACAGGCCUCCCCAUAGGACACGUGACCUUACUCUUUUCCGUUUUGUUGAAAGAGUCACUAAAAGGAGUGGAUGGCAGUUUUCAUAGCAAGUCAUCAUGGAGAAAAGGACAAGCUGCAGUGUGCAGACAUCUACGAACUGUGACAACUCUUUGGAAACACUGAAUUCUGCCCACCAAGCUACAGGCGCUGUGCAAAUGAGAAUCAAAAAUGCCAACAGCCACCCAGACAGGCAGAGCCAAACUAAAUCCAUGAUCCUCACCGACGCUGGGAAGGUCACUGAACCUAUUUCCCGGCACAGAAGGAAUCAUUCACAGCAUGUGCUGAAAGAUGUCAUUCCACCACUAGAACAUCCAAUGGUCGAAAAAGAAGGGUAUCUUCAAAAAGCCAAAAUUGCAGAUGGAGGAAAGAAACUAAGGAAAAACUGGUCUACUUCCUGGAUUGUUCUCUCUGGCCGAAAACUUGAAUUUUACAAAGACCCCAAGCAGCAAGCUCUCCCUAACGUGAAACCCAGGCCAAAUGCAGAAAGCGUGGAUUUGUGUGGAGCACACAUAGAAUGGGCGGCCAAAGACAAAUCAAGCAAAAAGAGUGUCUUUCAGAUCACAACAGCAUCAGGAAAUGAGUUCCUUCUCCAGUCAGAUAUUGACUUCCUCAUAUUGGAUUGGUUCCAUGCUAUCAAAAAUGCAAUUGACAGAUUGCCAAAGAAUCCAAGUUUCGGAUCCCUGGAGUUGUUCAGUUUCCAGAGAUCUUCAAGCUCUGAACAGCCGAGUCAUUGCCACAUCGAUAGAAAAGAACAGAAACCAGAAAACAGGAAGUCCUUCAUGUUCAGACUGCACCACAGCGUUUCGGAUACAAGUGACAAGAACCGCGUGAAGAGCAGACUGAAGAAGUUCAUCUCCCGAAGACCUUCUCUGAAAACUUUGCAAGAAAAGGGAAUCAUUAAAGAUCAAAUUUUUGGCUCUCAUCUGCACACAGUGUGUGAACGAGAACAUUCCACAGUUCCAUGGUUUGUAAAGCAAUGCAUUGAAGCUGUUGAAAAAAGAGGCCUAGAAGUUGAUGGAAUUUAUCGAGUCAGUGGCAAUCUUGCAACAAUCCAGAAGUUAAGGUUUAUCGUCAACCAAGAAGAGAAGCUGAAUUUGGAUGACAGCCAGUGGGAGGACAUCCACGUCGUCACCGGAGCACUGAAGAUGUUUUUCCGGGAGCUGUCUGAGCCGCUCUUCCCUUACAGUUUCUUUGAGCGGUUUGUGGAGGCGAUCAAAAAACAAGACAGUGAUGCAAAAAUUGAAACUAUGAAGUCUCUGGUAAAAAGUCUCCCUCCACCAAAUCAUGACACCAUGAAAAUCCUCUUCGGACAUCUAACCAAGAUGGCUAGAUCCUGGGACACAAAAUCUAUGGACGGGGAAGACUGUUUGGGUGAGUUUCUACUGGGUUUUACUCACUGCAAUCAUUUCAACAUUCAGCAUAACACUUGGUCCAUGGUCGAUUAUUAAGGAUUACACUUUUAAAAUUAAGGUCCUGGGUGAGUAUAGCUCAAUGGGUAAAUAAAGUAUUUGCUGCAGAAAUAUAAGGUCCUGAGUUCAAAUUCCCAGUGCCCGUGUAAACCCAGGUGUGACAGUGUGAGCAUCUAGAACCCAAGUGUUCCCAUGGUGACAUGGAAAACAGAGACAGGAUGCCCAGAUGCUCCUGGGGCAGCCAGCUUCAAAGUCGGAAAGGCAAAUAGCCAGGUUCCCUUUGUCAAAUAUGGAGAAAGAUGAGGAUCAAUUUCCACAUGCUCACUGUAGCACACACGUGCAUACGUGCCAUGCACAUGCACAUGCACAUGCACAGACACACAAAGAAUAUACCCACAAAAUGUUCACACUUUCUCUAAUAGGAUGCAUUCCCAUAUCAUUAAAGAAAAGCUAAAGUUUCUCAUCAGAUAUGCUUUGAAAUGGCUGGCAUUCGUGGGGCACUGUGAUUAGCACGGUGAAGUCGUUCACCAACAGCAUCGCUGGUAUUCCCUUCUGCUACCUGAGAGUGGCGGGGCCGUGGCUCUAUUUACCAUUGCUGAUAUCCUUCAAAAUACGUAACUAGAAAUAAGUCGUUAAUUGAAGCCCAGGGCUUUUCGCUUUUAAAUCUGCUUUCCUGACAUCCUAUUAGACAAUUUGAAUAUUAUUUUAAAGGUGCUUUGGACUAUCUCUGUAAUGUCUGAUCGAUAAAAAUAUGAGGCAAGUGAAUAAUUGAAAGUGUUUCAAUCUUCUGAAUUGAAAUUAAUGCAAAGUAGCUCAA
Messenger RNA from Rattus norvegicus (Norway rat), 2513 nucleotides. It is a transcript of the gene Arhgap15, whose product is annotated as Rho GTPase activating protein 15. Lineage: Eukaryota; Metazoa; Chordata; Mammalia; Rodentia; Muridae. The record is from RefSeq and is a predicted model, not a curated record. Gene Ontology annotation, cellular component: membrane; cytoplasm. Gene Ontology annotation, biological process: signal transduction.